This is a messenger RNA of Vollenhovia emeryi, 2312 nucleotides long. It is a transcript of the gene Kat60, whose product is annotated as katanin p60 ATPase-containing subunit A-like 1. Lineage: Eukaryota; Metazoa; Arthropoda; Insecta; Hymenoptera; Formicidae. Gene Ontology annotation, cellular component: microtubule cytoskeleton. The transcript is spliced from 10 exons. The coding region runs from base 426 to 1946 and encodes 506 amino acids. Gene Ontology annotation, biological process: microtubule severing. Gene Ontology annotation, molecular function: ATP binding; microtubule binding; ATP hydrolysis activity. The record is from RefSeq and is a predicted model, not a curated record.
CUCUCGGCAUCAUUCUAUCGAGUUUGUCAGUUCGUGACGGCGAGUUUUUCGUGUGAUUUUCUGUGAUACUACAAAAUACUCCUGUGAUACAAAUACGAAAAUGUUAAACGAACCUGAUGGAGAAUCGGUAGAGGCUCGUGAAAUUUCCAAUGGAAGCAAAUAUUAAAUUUAACAUUGUUUUGUUAUUCACUUAUAUUAUUUUAUUAUCUAGCUGCUACCAAGACUAAUUUAUGUAUAGCGCGACCAUUCGACGAGAACUAAUCUUGAGUUAUGUAAAUGACACGUCGAUUGCAGCGGAAAAAUGUACACUGAGGUGUUAAACGAAUUUUCGCCAUUACGGGGAGUUUGGUAGAGCCCGAGGGAGGCGUGAUCGUCCUGAUAUCUCGUUGAGAACGUAAGAAAUUUGCAACUCGAGCGGUGGAAUCAUGGCCGUGUCGAUAAAUGAAAUCUGCGAGAACACAAAGCUCGCGCGUGAAAUGGCAUUGAUGGGAAACUACGACACGUCUGGCGUUUACUAUCAGGGAGUAGUGCAACAGAUACACAGACUACUCGCAACCAUAGCAGACGCGACUCGCAAGGCAAAGUGGCAGGUUGUGCAGCACCAGAUUGCCGAGGAGUUUGAGAAAGUCAAGGCCACGUCCAACACGCUGCAGCUCUUCAAAGUGGACACGCACGGCGAGAGGCUGCUCGGAACGUCCUGUCUGUCAUUUGAAGAGCCAACGCGAGAUCCUGCUAUGUGGUCUUACAACAAUUCAGAUUCCUCUUGGAGUCAGACACCACCGAGGGAUCCCGAUGUCUGGCCUCCCUUAACCCCAGCAGAACAAAAAAGUUCCCGACAACAGAAGAUUCAGCAGAAGCAGCAGAAUCGAACAAAUACCAGGAAAUCUCUUGCCACAGCCAGGAAGCCAGAAAGUAAAGCUUCUGGUAAAAGGGACGAUAAGAAAUCUGCCAAAAAAGAUGAUGCGAGCAAGGAUAAGCCAGAAACGGAAAAAGACGACGUUGAACUAGAAGAACGUAAAUUUGAGCCGUCUUCAAAUGAUAAAGAUCUUGUAGAAAUAUUAGAGAGAGACAUUGUUCAAAAGAAUCCAAAUAUUCACUGGGAUGAUAUAGCUGAUUUACACGAGGCAAAGCGAUUGCUGGAGGAAGCAGUUGUCCUUCCAAUGUGGAUGCCCGACUUCUUCAAGGGGAUCAGGCGACCUUGGAAAGGAGUGCUAAUGGUUGGACCACCAGGCACAGGUAAAACUAUGCUAGCAAAGGCUGUUGCGACAGAGUGUGGCACAACAUUCUUCAAUGUCUCGUCCUCUACAUUGACGUCCAAGUACAGGGGUGAAUCGGAGAAACUCGUUCGGUUGCUGUUCGAGAUGGCCAGAUUUUAUGCGCCCAGUACGAUCUUCAUCGACGAAAUUGAUUCUUUGUGCUCUAGAAGAGGAUCUGAAUCCGAACACGAAGCUUCACGUCGUGUAAAGUCCGAGCUUCUUGUUCAGAUGGAUGGAAUAAGUUCCAAUAGCGAGGAUCCAAGUAAAGUGGUAAUGGUACUAGCGGCAACAAAUUUCCCAUGGGAUAUCGACGAGGCUCUAAGAAGACGUUUAGAGAAACGUAUCUACAUUCCACUACCAAAUCAUGAGGGCAGAGAAGCAUUGCUAAGGAUAAAUCUUCGUGAAGUUAAAGUAGAUCCGUCUGUGAAUAUGACAGAUAUCGCAAGGAAACUAGAGGGUUAUUCUGGAGCAGAUAUUACGAAUGUUUGUCGGGAUGCUUCCAUGAUGCUAAUGCGAAAGAAAAUCGCAGGUCUAAGACCUGACCAGAUCAGACAAUUGCCGAAGGAAGAAUUGGAUUUGCCCGUGUCUGCUGCAGAUUUCGACGAAGCCGUUGAGAGAUGUAACAAAAGCGUUUCUCAAGAGGACUUGGAGAAAUAUGAAAAAUGGAUGAGCGAAUUCGGUUCCUCUUGAUAUCAUUCCCUCAAGAAGUAAUAACAUAUUUCAUUAACAUGUUCGUUGAUCCUGAUUACAAUUAAUGUUGCAAUAUUAUUCUGUUUAACAUAUACAAGGAAGCUUAAGGAGUUUAAUCCUUCGCAACUCCUAAAUGACUAGUUCUCUAUACUCGAGACUUGAGGAAAAUCAAAUUGGAAAAUAAAAGACUGUAUGGUAGGAAUAGUAUGAGAUAAAAGUUGAGUAAUAUUUCUAAUCUGUUAGGCCGUAACGCUGAAUGAAGACUUAAUGACGGUAACAAAGCAGUUGUAACUUUUGUAUAGUCAGUAAUAUAUUUCAUUAAAUCUACAUAUAAAUCUAUUUGUAACAAUACAAUCAUUGAAACAA